Exophiala oligosperma is the source of this 3762-nucleotide messenger RNA. RefSeq lists its product as uncharacterized. The record is from RefSeq and is a predicted model, not a curated record. The transcript has a single exon. Bases 1381 to 1872 code for a protein of 163 amino acids. NCBI's taxonomy places the organism in Eukaryota, Fungi, Ascomycota, Eurotiomycetes, Chaetothyriales, Herpotrichiellaceae.
CCCAUUCUGACAACAUCGGCGUGUCGAUCACUUGCGCCUUAGGAACUGAUGAGCCCAGACACAUCCUUUGUAUUCCUCUCUUCUGGAUAUCCCUGCCUUUUUGGAUCUAAAGCUUUCCACAAAUAGCCCAAUCGGCCUGCGUCACGACCAACGGCUCCCCUCCAAGAAAGCAAGCGAGGUUCUUCUUCGAGGUGUGAACGGAUCCUUGACCUUCUUUGAGGCUUACAACUGCAAGACCACAGAAUAGUGCCUCGCAAGAGGCAUUAGUGGCCCCGCUGGACGCGAAAGCAUCCAGCUGCUCCGGUCACACACCACUCCCACGACGUCCAUUUGAGCUCUACUCCAGUGAACUUCUCGCCACCUACCAUUUCUGUCUUUUACACGAAGUCUAGUACCUAAGUGACUUUCUUGUCUGCUCUGAGGCUUCCACGGCCGCUCCGAUGGCGUUGGAUCUAAGUGGAAUAACAUUCUGAAUAACCCUGGUAGUCGGCGCCGGACAGGAAGAAAAAAAUAACUUCAUACUCAGGGUCUUUCGGAGAUGGAUACCCGCUCCAACAAUUCGGACGUUCCGAAACUGGUCCCGUCAACCCGGCACAUUGGGAAGUGAUCGCUGCCUAGGAUGCACAAGCCACACUACCUCGUACCUCGUAACCGCUGGUCUUCGAUGGAGGGUACUUUCGACAAGGCUAUCCAGACCAAAUGAUACCACUUCGCUUACAGAAGUCACACCAACAACGUUGUCAUGCCACUUUCGGUAAGAAAUCUUAGCGGGCCGAAGCGAUCUACUUUUCAACACCAAGAAGCUGUCCCAAUAAUGUCUCAAAGUGCCACUUCAGCUCACGGUGAUCUGGCUAGAAUACUGCAACUUGAGUUCUGACUUGGUGGCGAACAUCCAAGCUCCAUCAACGGCUUGAGAGAAAUCCCUGUCGCAAGAUGUAAUCGUGGACUCUGAAACCCUGAGGACAGAAAGUCGCUCAUUAGCUACCUACCUUUUGAGUACUCGUAGGCUGUCAUUACUUGAUGGUCUCUGCAGCGUUUGAGUCUAGGAAAUCGACUCUCCGCAAUGGAGCCCGUCGGGCGUUAGCCGAGGUCUUCUCUGCACUCUGAAUGGCCUUUUGUUGUGUCAGAGGUUCGACAAGCGAGACCAAUUAGACAUCUCCAUGUGCUCAAGGAGAUUUCUCAACCAUCACGAAGCGACAAUCACAUAGAUCUUCCUACACCACUCGUGUCGUGCCAGUUCUCAAGUGAAUUCACUGUUCUUUUGCUAUUCAACAAGAUUGAUUCGGCGCUACAGCAUCGCCUCCUCUCUGGCUAGUUGGAUCAGGAAUACCGGCACACCAUAGCGCCUUCGACCUAUUUCACGCGGACCCCCUUGAUCUCAUGGGUCUGAAGUUCCCAAACCCACACUGGCACUGCCUUGAUCCUUGCUUGUUAGUUGCAAGACAUGCCUAUAGGUUGAAGCCAGGCAGCAUAAUCUGGGUCGGCCCUUUCAUGUUUGUCAUUCCUCAACGGCUUCUUUGGGUCAGCCAAUGGGAGAUUCCCUCUGUCAUCGUCAAUUCUCACCCUAUUUACCGACAAACAAUGAAAACGAGUCGAUCUCUGAUUUCCAUCAGGCACUGUCCACGUUUCCCCUCCCGUGCAGGCGACCUGUCACACUAUAACCACUUGCAGCGAGCUCAGGAUGGCGUUCUUGGAAUCCGACUGGUGUUUCACGCCGUCCAGCAUUCGCCCUCCUUGCUCAAGGCACCCUUGAACUGGCGAGAGGUAUCACGAUCACCGACCUCUGCAUUACGCACAAAGCUAUACUUACUCCCCCCUCCAAUUGCCAUUCGCAAUAGGUAUACGGUACCUUUGCAAAAGGCACACAAUUGAGAGACUGAUAAUUUAGUCGUUAUUCCUGUCCUUAUUAGUGUCUCGGUGCUCGUCGUUCACAAUAUUCUCAAGAAUGUCUCUUGACUUGUUUGGGUUCUGUCAGUUACCAUUUCAACUCACACUGAUACUAAGAAAUGACACGACAGGUUCAAGGGGUACAUCAGUGAAAUUUACCUGGUAGGAGCCUUGUGAGUAAUGCAGAGGCGGGUGUGCGUAGUACCUAUCGCCCCUUGAACCCCUGGCAGUAUACUAUAUCUGGCAAUUGACUCUGACUCUACACUGUCUAUCCAGGGACAAUCUUUCAAGUCGAGCACACGGGAAGCCGCCUGGGUGAGUGUUCAUGGCUGACCCACCGCCUAGACAACUAGCUGCAUAGUUAGCAUUUGCAUUCAAGGCACAGGUAACAUUCGAGAGAGUGAAGGAGCAUUCUAAUUAUCGAUGACAUGGCUGUGGACGAGAGUUUGUGCCCUUCUAUUGGUGCGUAUCCUCAAGAUUUUCUGGGACAACUGCCGAAAUGUCGCUUGCUUUCCAUCCACCCAGAUUCGCAUCCCGUAUACUUGCAGGUGAGCACUGUGUCGCAUGGGCAAAUAGCACCGUGUGAUGACCCUGGAGCUUGCAUCUUGAAUGGAGUACAGUGUGCUCGGCCUUUGCCCGUGCUUCUGCGCGGACGGUGAGGUCUCAUGUUGGAAAUUAAGCCGUGAUCACUCUGCACUGCCCGAGAACCAACCCGGACUGACAUGUUGGGGGGGAGAAAGGUGUGCGACUGGAGCUUGAAGAGCUCGUUCUGCGGUUGCCACUUUUGGCAUCCACCCGCGGCGUACUACAUCUUGGGCCCUUUUGUACGCCGAAGACCGUCAAUGCAGCUCAGGGUGUGUGAACGAAGGUCCCCCGAGGGCGGCCUGCGUGCAACGCAGAGAGACACCAGCUCGUGGUAUGAGUCCCCAGGGUUAUCGACAUGGUCGAUAUGCUAUGGACACUUGCACUACGCGCGCCGGUCUGAUAGCCGGACCAUCAUGACAGGAGCCCAUGAUCAGGAGGUGAGGACCUGCCCCCUGUCCGACCACUAAUUUCUCGUUCGUGCAGGCUCCCCCUUCGUCUCCGGUGCCUCACGGUCACCAGGAAGACACCUUUGGGAGUCGCUCAAAUUCACCCGAAGGUUUUCUUCACCUCACGGCUCUGAAAAGUUGUCCGUCGCCUUUCCGUCGCUGUCGAAAUCUCCCCCCUGACCCUGCAUUGGCGUCACCACCAGACGCCCAGCUACGACCGUGGGCGCUUGUUUGGCCCAGUACACGUGGGUCAUAGGUCCCCCAUGAGAGACAAGAAAAAAAAGGAGAAUGAGUACUUUGGAGUAGCACACAUGCCGGGGGGGUGUUCUUUGUAGGAGGGGGACGGGAGGGAGAGGGAGAGACAAGCGAGAAAGACGGCAGCAUUGCUUGCUUCUUCUUCUUCUUCUUCUUCUCCUCUCUCCCCGAGAGCGUGUAGCAACCAGAUCGAGCGAUAGCGGUGAGCAUAUUCUGCAUUGAACCGACACACUCGUUCGAGGCGAUGGGUGUUGCGCACACCCGCCUCUGCAUUACGCACGGCGCCAUCUACUCUGUAUAUAUCGCUGGAGUUACUUGCAAUGUUCGAGGGGUACAUCGGUGAUCUGUACCUGGCAGGGAGCCUUUUGUGCGUAAUACUUAUCGCCCAAGAAGAGCAAGAGCAUUACUACCCCGGGGAAAAACACUUCAUACAACUUCAAGCUUAAGCACAGUGACAAACACAAGUUUCCUCAUCAUACCCAAGGUGGUUAUUAUCUGCUUCUCAUGGAGCAUGUCCUAUUACAUACGACAGAGCAAUGUGUUUCAGCGCAAUAUUAAAGUCAUACCAAUACCCAAUGGUUCAUAUCGG